Molecule: messenger RNA, 773 nt
Organism: Magnolia sinica
Lineage: Eukaryota; Viridiplantae; Streptophyta; Magnoliopsida; Magnoliales; Magnoliaceae
Product: indole-3-acetic acid-induced protein ARG7-like
Exons: 1
Coding region: 55-534 (159 amino acids)
Biological process (GO): response to auxin
Source: RefSeq, a predicted model, not a curated record
CCCCCACAUCCCCUUCUCUCAUUCCAUCACCCCCCCCCCCCCCCUCUAAAGACUAUGCCUCUCUCUAGAAAGACUAUACCUCUCCAGAGAAUUCGACUGAGUGAAGCUCUAAAGAAGUUGCAGCUGAAAGCACCAUCAAUCAUCGUAUGCGAGAGACGCAAUGUAGAGUCCCCACCAUCACCAACAAGCACUCUCGCUUUCAUAGAUGACUCUGGUUCUGACUCCGACAACGACACCUUAAUCGGCUCUUCCUCACAGUGUUCAAAUGUCCCAGCUGAUGUACAAAAAGGGUGCUUUGCUGUCUACGUUGGGGAGGAAUCAAAGAGAUAUGUAAUCCCAGUGAAAUAUCUAAAGACACACGUUUUCGAGACACUCCUGAGCCGAGCCGAAGAGGAGUUUGGAUUCAGCAACAUGGGUGCGAUACGUUUUCCAUGUGAGACCGUGCUAUUUGAACACCUCCUUUGGCUGCUCAACAGAGAAGACCCAUCAGUUGACAACUUGGAGAUGGAGGAGCUCCUCAAAUUCUACCAAUGACUGAAUUUUCCUUUUAUUUCUUUUCUUUUCUUUCUUUCUUUCUUUCUUUUUUUUUCCCCCCUAAAAGAAUAUAACUGACCCUCUACAGUAAUAACAAGCAGUUGGAUCACCUUGAGAUUGUAGCACACAUGUCUGGAUAUGUCUUAUUUUUCACAUGUUUUGGUGGUUGGAAAGAAGAAAUGAUGGCAGCCUGUUUUGCAAUGGAAAGCGCAAUCCAAUGUUGAUAAUGGCAGCUUUUU